AUGACGACAAAAGAAGCAAACGAAAUACAAGAAGUAGAUUAUCUCGAUAAACGUCGAGCAGCUCUUGAAGAAAUUGAUAAUGCAAAGUUCGAUUGGUUUCAUAUUCGUGCGUGCUUGGUAGCCGGUACAGGAUUCUUCAUGGAUGCAUAUGAUAUAUUCGCAGUCAAUUUCGCCUCUGCUAUGCUUGGAUAUGUCUAUUUUGCCCAUCAAAACAAUACGGUGCCAAAUAAUAUCGAUUUAGGUUUAAAGGUUUCAGCUUCUAUUGGGACUCUAUUAGGCCAAUUGAUAUUUGGCUGGAUGGCAGAUAGACUCGGAAGAAAGAGGAUGUACGGAAUCGAAUUGAUGAUUAUCAUUGUCGCAACGUUAGGCUCUUCUGUGUCCGGUGAUGGUUACGCAGUUACUGUAUGCGGUACCAUCAUGUUUUGGCGCGUAAUUUUAGGGUUCGGUAUUGGCGGUGACUAUCCCCUAUCGGCAAUCAUUACAUCGGAAUUUGCCAACAAAAAAAACAGAGGUGCGAUGAUGGCUGCAGUAUUCGCGAUGCAGGGAUUCGGGAUAUUAGCCGCAGCUAUCGUGGCACUUAUCGUAGUGGCUUCUUUUAAGAAUCGUAUUCAAGAUGAUGUUACUUCGAUUGACUACUGUUGGCGGUUAGUGCUUGGAAUAGGUGCGCUGCCCGGCUUAGUGGCUCUCUACUUUCGUCUCACGGUCCCAGAAUCUCCACGAUACACCAUGGAUAUAGAGCGUGAUAUUAACCAAGCGAGCCAAGAUAUCACAACCGUAUUGAGUACCGGUAAAUACAAGGAACGUGAAGUCGAUGAACCAGUCGUGCGAAUCGACGUACCAAAAUCAAGUUGGGCUGAUUUCGGGAAAUAUUUUGGAAAAUGGAAAAACGGCAAAAUUUUAGUUGGUACUGCGGUGUCAUGGUUCGCGUUAGACGUUGCAUUCUACGGAAUCGGUCUCAACAACUCAAUCAUAUUGAAUGCCAUUGGCUUUUCGAAUGAUCCCGAUCCUUAUACUUCACUUAAAAAUAUUGCGGUUGGUAACAUUAUUAUCUCCGCCAUGGGUACUGUUCCUGGAUAUUGGUUUACCGUAUUAUUUGUAGACAGAUGGGGUAGAAAAACUAUUCAAUUGAUGGGAUUUACUGUCCUCACUAUACUCUUUAUUGUCGUGGGUGCCGCCUAUCAUCAAAUUAAAAAUGCCUCCAUAGCUUUGUUCAUCGUCUUUUUCACAUUAUUACAGUUCUUCCUAAACUUUGGUCCCAACACAACCACAUUCAUAGUACCAGGAGAAGUCUUCCCGACGCGUUACCGAUCAACCGGUCAUGGCAUUUCGGCGGCAUCCGGAAAACUUGGCGCCAUUAUUGCACAAGUUGGAUUCUCGAAAUUGAAAGAUAUUGGUGGAAAGAAUGAAUUUGUACCGCAACUGCUUUUAAUCUUUUCCGCAUGGAUGUUUAUCGGUUUACUGUCAUCAUUGUUAAUACCAGAAACAAAAGGGUUGUCACUGGAAGAAUUAUCUAAUGAGGAUUUGUUUCCCAAAGAGGAAAAGGAAAAGAAAGAACGAAAUUAA
Funneliformis caledonium is the source of this 1563-nucleotide messenger RNA. Lineage: Eukaryota; Fungi; Glomeromycota; Glomeromycetes; Glomerales; Glomeraceae. The record is from the annotation of a GenBank genome assembly.